This is a messenger RNA of Styela clava, 1930 nucleotides long. NCBI's taxonomy places the organism in Eukaryota, Metazoa, Chordata, Ascidiacea, Stolidobranchia, Styelidae. The record is from RefSeq and is a predicted model, not a curated record.
GCAAUUAAUUGCUGAUUGGCCAAUGUCGCGAAGUAAACAAGGAAAACGAUGCUCUGGGAAAUCUCCAUUGCAAAAAUUCAAUCAAGUGGAAGUUUACCCGACUUUUGAACCUGAAAAUAUUCCAAAGUAUUCUUAUUUCUUGGGGUUUUUCCAGGUUUUUGACAGGCGAAUACAGAAUAUUCUGAAUAAAAUCGCCUGUUUAACUCAUCUGCAAUUGAAAUAUACUGACAUAUGAUUAACGUUUCCUGUUCUCAAACUACCGUAUGCUUCAUCUACAAUAACUGAAUAGGGUACCGGUACCGUACUCCGGUUGACCCCGGGCCAGAAACGAGAACCGGAGAAUGGAUGCAUGGAAAUUAUUGAAGUAGUGUCCUGAUGUGGCAUUUUAUAUGCCCAAUUUUAUUACUGACAAAGAAGAAGAGUAUCUUGUGAAUGAAGUUUAUAAAUCCCCUAAGCCAAAAUGGACUGUUCUGUCAAACAGAAGACUUCAGAAUUGGGGAGGAAUUCCACACCCGAAGGGAAUGGUGCAAGAAAAUUUACCGAAGUGGCUGAAUGAUUGCUGUGAUAAAGUUUCUAAUUUGGGAGUCUUUGCAGAUAAUAAGCCUAAUCAUGUUUUAGUUAAUGAAUAUAAACCUGGACAAGGAAUUAUGCCUCACCAAGAUGGGCCAUUGUAUUAUCCCACGGUAACAACAAUCAGCCUGGGAUCUCACACCAUACUGGACUUUUAUGAUUUACGUACUGGAAAUGACCAAAGUUGUAAUGAACCAAAGUUUUCUUUGUUGUUGGAAAGAAGAAGCUUGCUUAUAUUACAGGAGUCAAUGUAUGAAAGUCAUAUGCAUGGUAUUUCAGAAAGAUCUACUGAUGUUUUAAACAAGGAUUUUGUUUACAAUUUCGAUAAUCUGGGAGAUGAAACUUUAAAAUCAAAGAUUAUAAGUGAAUCCGAAUUUAAAUUGGAUAGAAAAACUCGCAUAUCUCUGACUAUUCGGAAUGUUCCCAAAACUGUUAAAAUAAAACUACAAAUUGGUCGAUUCAGAUGACAAACAAACAAAAAAACAUAUUUAUGUGUAUAUUUAGUGUAUUGCAAUCACUUAUGUUCAGCUCUAAGCGCAGUAAUCUAUGAAUAUGACGAUUCAAAAUGGGUGAGAUGAUAUUUAAUCUUUCACAACUUCCAAAGAAUGGAUGCCUAUGUCUGAGCAAUAUUGUGUAUAAAUCCUUAGACUUUGGGUGAAAGUAGGGUUGGGACCCCGGGAAAUCCCGGGAUUUAGACUGUAUUUUUCAAUCCCGAUCCUGCAAUUAUUUAUUAAAAAUCCCGUGAUUUUAAGGCUUUUUUAUCCACAUACAGAUAUUCUCACAACUGGUAGGUUAUACCAUUUUUUAUACUUAUUUUGAAAAAAAAACAUCCACGCUUACAGUUUGAGUCAGUCAGACUAGCCUAAGUGGAAUUAUUGUGCGAAAUUUUUCUCAAAUUUGACUAGUAGAAUUGUCAUUAUUGCCGACUUAUUUAAUCAUAAUUUGAACUCAAAAUAGCAUUCAAGAUUCACGCAAUGACUUUACAGGGUUUCUAUUCACUAUUUAAUACAAAAAUAAAACAGCCACAAUAGAAAAGUAAAAUCAGGAAGAUCAACUAUCGUCUUCAUAAUUAUCCGCAUUCCGGGUCAGAAAUGAUAAUAUUUUCAGCUUGGGAUUGGGCCAGUUUAUUUACAAACGGUGACAAGAAAGAUCAAAGCUGACUUAAGAGAUAAAAAUCGGAAUAAAAUCCCGAAUUCAGCUCCAUAUUCGACAAUUCGUUAAAAUUAUUCGAUUCGAUUAAAAUAUACUUUUUUGCCCACCCUUGCGAUCUGUAAUCACGCCAGUAAUCUGGCGAAGCGUGUGGUAGUCAAAACAAUAAUGCAAUGAAACUUGACAAAAUUUAAUAAAUUGCACUACUUAA